Messenger RNA from Acaulospora colombiana, 345 nucleotides. Lineage: Eukaryota; Fungi; Glomeromycota; Glomeromycetes; Diversisporales; Acaulosporaceae. The record is from the annotation of a GenBank genome assembly.
GGUGCCUCUGGACUGGGCUGACCCCAAUAAGGGUCUCAUUCCAUUGAGCGUGAUUCAGCUCCCCGCAACUCAGCAACCCAGACAAGGGUACAUGUUCUUCAAUCCAGGUGGACCUGGAGGGUCGGGCUUGAUUUUCCUCGCCAACAACGGGAUGCAGCUACAGCAACAGCUAGGCUCUUCCUGGGACGUUCUUAGUUGGGACCCUCGUGGAGUAUAUGAUUCAGGGCCAAACAUUACCUUGUUCUCUACCGACGAAGAACAUGCAAAUUUUUGGAAGCGGACCCAAGGCAAAGAUCGUGUCGAUGCACAUGGCAAUCUUACAACCUCCUCGGACGUGGACUUUUU